CAUAGUUACGUUAUCUCGCUAUUGAGUUUUCUGGAGAGGAAAAAAAAAGCAAGAAUCGCAGAGCGAAGUCGGCGGUGAUACGUGGUUGGGGUUUUUACAUUGGUAGAACACAGCAACCUCAUAGCCUCACAUAGUGCAUGUUUUUGUAGUCAUGCUUUCUGGAGCUGCACAGUUCACAGGUUCAUUGUGUUCUCAUUGUUUUAAGUGAGCAACCAGAUGAUAUCUGUAUCCCGAGAUCAAGUGACAUUUAUGUCAAGAGGACUUCAGAUUCCUUGAAUUUGUUCUGCAUCUUUUAUAUCCUACAGUCUGAGAGGAUUGCUGUGUGAAGUUGUUGGCAGCCUAGUGAGGCACUACUUCUGAGGUUUCCUGUUUACAUCAUCUUAUCCCAGCAGCUUUUUGGAAGACUGAUAAGAUUAUCUGCCUGUUCCAUGCUUCGUUUUAGCAGCAAAGUUGAAAGCUUCUGCCAAGGAUCCACUGUGCUUAUAGCUAUUUACAGCAACCCAUGGUGGUAGAGAAUAGUUCUAAAGUAAGGCCUUUCAGAACACUUCAGUUUUGUAUUAUUCCCAGAAUCUAGCCGGACAUGCUAUCCAAAGUGUGCGUUCCUACUCAAAACCUUCACCUUGUGUACCUUAUGAGAAUGCUCUGCCAGUGUACUCAAAGAGUUUUGGGAAUCUGUGUUCAUAAGUAGUUCCAUUUUACAACUUGGGAGUAACUUCGUUUUUGUUGUCUGGAGACCUUCAGACAUAGCUCCAAUUCUUACAGUCUGGUAGAGUGUGAAUCUGGUUAAUACUGUGCUUGUUUAAUGCACAGCCAAUAGAGUCAUUAAUGCUGCAAGACUUAACUGUACAUUCAGAUGAAUGAGAUGGGGCCAGUGGCCUCUUUCACCGACAAGAAUGUUAACAGCAUGGUUAAUACAUGAAAUGAUAUAGAUUCAUUGUGCCCUAGUGAAUUGCCUUUUCUGUUAUCAGUUACUGAGGUGGCUUACUAAUCUCUUAACAUGUAUCCUGUGUCCCAUUUUAUAGCAUUCAUCUGUUUGUAAUUUCUCAGUAAUCCACCUGUUGAGAGUAACAAUGAUGGUACUGCAUACUUUGGCAUCUUUCAGCAUGGCACUUGUGCAGUAAUUUGUCUUAUAUUUUGCGUACUGCAUUAUCUGGUAAAUUCAGGAUCUCGAGAUACAGUUUUUGGCAAAAGCUGGGUGGAUAACUAUUUCUUCGUAUUCAACAACAUAAAGGUACAUUUUUUAGAAGAAACAUCUCUCUCUUUUUUUUUUUUUUUUGUAUUGUUAAUUGGAAUACAGAUUGAGGGAUAAUUUAUAUUUUGCCUCACAGAAACAAAACUGAAUAACUAGUUUACUAGAUAUAAAGGGCACUUUAAUUAUUGAAGAAAAAGUAUUUAAAUGGAGGAAUUUUAAAAUAUGAGUUGCAUUCAUAAUGAAGAACUUCAUUUUCACUUGAAAAGCAAACUGUCUGUAUAGAGCUUUCAAAAUCUGGCUCCACUGCAUUUCUCUAAUUUUUGGGAAAGAUUCUGCAUCUGAACUGUGGGAUGUCUCUUCUCUACAUCAUCUGGCUUCCCUUCUGAAGAUGGAACUGUAUACUAAUAAUUUGUGCUCAUGAAAUGUGCUAAGCAUGAGAUAUUUAUAAAUGAAGACCACUACACACAAAAUUUGGCACUUUAAGUGAAAAGUUAAUUUUUUUUUCUAAUGGUGAAACUGAGCUUUGGGUGGCAUUUUGUGAAAAUGGCACUUGGGAAGCUACAGUAAGCAAAAUUAUUAAUGAAGUUAUAAAAUUAUUCAAAUAUUAUGCUGGGAAAAAGUCCCAAGGGGAGAAAAAGAUAUUUUCCAUCCCUGGAAAUAUUGCUGUCCAGCUGUAAAGUGGAUGUUUUGUUUCUCCAGUCUUUAGCAUUGUGGUAAGAGGGUUUGUUAUGAACUACGUUGCAGAAAAUCUUUGGGCAAGACCGAGUAUUGAUUUUAUUGCAUUGUGUUUUGAGGACAGUUCUGACUUACCCUUGCUGACUAUUCCAAACAAGUUAUCUUGUAAAGACUGACAUAACCCAAGGCAAAAUAAUGUCAAAAACCUUGAAGAAAAAGAAACAUUGGAUUGGUAAAGUGCAAGAAUGCUCUGUUUCAUGGGGAAAUGUUGGUGAUUUUAAUAUGGUUGUAGAAAUCCAAGGAGGAGCAGAAUUUGGAGAAUUUCCGUAUCUUGGCAGAGUGAAAGAGGAUGGAAUAACUUGUUUAACUGGUAAAGUGCCAAGCCCUGGAGAUGUUCUUCUUGAAGUAAAUGGAACUCCUGUUAGUGGACUAACAAGCCGUGACACACUGGCUGUUAUCCGACACUUUCGUGAACCCAUACGACUAAAAAUGGUCAAACCUGGAAAAAUAAUAAACAAGGACCUGCGUCACUACCUCAGCUUACAGUUCCAGAAAGGAUCCAUUGACCACAAGCUUCAGCAAGUUAUAAGGGAUAACCUCUACCUGCGAACCAUUCCAUGUACAACCCGGUCCCCUAGAGAAGGAGAAGUUCCAGGAGUUGAUUACAACUUUAUAACAGUCGACCAGUUUAAGGCACUAGAAGAGAGUGGAAUAUUGCUCGAAAGUGGAACCUAUGAUGGCAAUUUGUAUGGCACCCCUAAGCCCCCAGCAGAACCAAGUGCCUUUCAACCUGAAGCAGUUGAUCAGGUUUUAUUUGAUGAGGAUUUUAAUUCUGAAUCCCAGAGGAAGAGGACUACAUCUGUCAGCAAAAUGGAAAGAAAAGACAGUUCAGUCCCUGAAGAAGAGGAAGAGGAGGAUAAGGAAACAGUUAAUGGGAGUGGAGGCAUAGAGCAUCAGAGUAAAUGUCCAGACUCCUCGCAUUGGAUGAGAACGGUUCCUAGUUACAGUCAGACAAGUAGUUCUGUGGAUCGUAUACAUCUUUUGACAAGAGAAGAAAGCUUGGAGCCCUUGCCUAAGAACUGGGAGAUGGCUUACACUGAUACCGGGAUGGUCUACUUCAUAGACCAUAACACUAAAACAACCACUUGGCUUGAUCCACGACUGACCAAGAAAGCAAAAGCCCCUGAGGAGUGUGAUGAUGGAGAACUUCCAUAUGGCUGGGAAAAGAUUGAAGACCCACAGUAUGGUACAUAUUAUGUGGAUCACAUCAGUCAGAAGACUCAGUUUGAAAAUCCAGUUCUUGAAGCUAAAAGAAAAAAACAACUGAGCCAAAAGAAAGGAAAAGGGAUAUCACAGCCAGAAGUGGAGAUGCCUGGGUUUACCCGCGAUCCCUCACAGCUAGUUGGAACCCUCAUUAAGACAUCUUUGAAGAAAAGCAACAUGGGAUUUGGGUUUACUGUUAUUGGAGGGGACAGACCAGAUGAGUUUUUGCAGGUGAAGAAUGUGCUGAAGGACGGUCCUGCUGCUCAAGAUGGAAAUAUUAAACCAGGAGACGUUAUUGUGGAUAUUAAUGGCACAUGUGUCCUUGGGUAUUCCCAUGCUGAUGUUGUUCAGAUGUUUCAGCUAGUUCCUGUGAACCAGUAUACAACAAUGAUUCUUUGUCGUGGAUAUCCUCUUCCAGAAGAGCAUGACGAACCAGACAUUAAUGUUGUUGCUGCUUCCCCCAUUGUCAAUGGGCAACUGAUAUCUCAAGGUGAAACUGUCAUUGAUACUUUAGACUGCAGAACUGGAUCUAAUCUUUUUGAACAUGAUGGAAAAUCUAGUCAGGUUAUGGGCAAUGGCCGCUUUAGUGGACCUUCAUAUGACUACUAUGAGCAGAGAACCUCUUCUGCCUCCUCAGGAAGUUCUCAGCCAGAAGUUUUGACCAUUCCAUUGGUUAAAGGUCCAAAAGGAUUUGGAUUUGCCAUAGCAGACAGUCCUACUGGGCAGAAGGUGAAGAUGAUUUUGGAUAGUCAGUGGUGUCAAGGCCUUCAUAAAGGAGAUGUAAUUAAAGAAAUCUAUAAUCAGAGUGUUCAGGACUUGAAUCACCUACAGGUGGUGGAAAUUUUAAAACAGUUUCCAGUAGGUGCUGAGGUCCCACUGGUAAUUCUGCGAAGUGGUGGUCAUUCCUCUCCAGCUAGAAUAAUGAAACAGAUUACAGAUAAGCAUGAGAUCCCAGGAAGUCCUGAUGUUCUAGCAAAUGAACAAGUUCCACAACCACUCCCAUUCCCUCCUAACAUCAUCAGACCUAAUUCUCCUAAACUGGAUCCUUCAGAGGUAUACAUCAAGUCAAAGGCAAUGUUUGAAAAGAAGCCACUCAAUACAAAGGAUCUUGAUAUCUUUCUACGGAAGCAAGAUUCUGGAUUUGGCUUCAGAGUGCUUGGAGGAGAUGGACCUGACCAGUCUAUUUAUAUUGGUGCCAUAAUUCCUUUGGGAGCAGCUGAGAAAGAUGGCCGCCUUAGGGCUGGAGAUGAAUUGCUGUGCAUUGAUGGAGUCACUGUCAAAGGGAAACCACACAAACAAGUACUCGAUCUGAUGACUAAUGCAGCCCGAAAUGGCCAUGUGCUACUCACAGUCAGAAGGAAAGUAUUCUUUACUGAACAACAGUAUGAUGAAGAUGGAAGCGAACUGCCAAAUUCUGUACAAAAUACUUCUCCACGAAUGAAUCAUACUAGCAUCACAAGUAUAUCGCACCCUGAGGUAUAUGACAUUACGCUGCAGCGUAAAGAAAAUGAGGGCUUUGGAUUUGUUAUUCUCACUUCAAAAACUAAGCCACCUCCUGGAGUGAUCCCUCAUAAGAUUGGUCGAGUCAUUGCUGGAAGCCCUGCCGAUAGAUGUGGCAAACUACAAGUCGGAGAUCGCAUCUCAGCAGUAAAUGGGCAGUCUAUUGUUGAUAUGUCACAUGACAACAUUGUGCAGCUAAUAAAAGAUGCUGGAAAUGUGGUAACCCUUACUGUUAUUCCAGAGGAAGAACAUCAGGGCCCUCCUUCAGGCACCAACUCUGCCAGACAGAGUCCUGCUCCACAACACAGACCACUGGGGCACAAAGCAAGCUAUGGAACCUUAGACAGGUAUGGGUUAGAUGGAGAAGAUCAGAAAGAAGACCUUUUUCCUGGUUACCGCUACCCUCGGACAGACUAUAAACAAUUUCCACAGAAUACUGGAUGUUAUGCAGUGGAACUGGAACGAGGUUCUAGAGGCUUUGGAUUCAGUCUUCGAGGAGGAAUGGAGUAUAAUAUGGGGUUAUUCAUUUUGCGUCUAGCAGAGGAUGGACCAGCUGUCAAAGAUAAGAGAAUACAUAUUGGAGACCAAAUUGUUGCAAUCAAUGGGGAGUCCACUCAGAGUAUUACUCAUACGAGAGCUAUUGAACUGAUUCAGGCUGGUGGCAACAAAGUUCAUCUUCUUCUGAAACCUGGGACUGGUUCAAUACCAGAUUAUGGUGAUAUAAAUCCUAUGAAUGGGUUGCAUACAGCCAUAAUGUAUGAUGAACAGCCACCAUUUCCUUUAUCAUCACAUAAUGUAUCCAUGAAACAGCAAACUCCUUUAACUGGAUUGGAAGCUGUGUCAGCGAAGGUUCCAGUAUCAGACAAACAUAUCCUACAAAACACUGCCUUACAAAUACAAGAGGUUUUAGAUCGAUCAAACAACUUAAGAUAUGCAGAGAUAAGAAACCAUGAUGAGGCAGUCAGUGUUACAUUACCUACACAUGGAAACACUGAUACAGGUAACCAGUUGCAAGUCCCUAGUAAUGAAGCAAAAGUUUCAAGAAGGUCUAGGUCUUCUAGUCCUCAAAUUGCUAGUAAAGCAGAGCCAAGAAAUACAAAUGAAAGGACAUCUUGUCUAAGGAAUGAUAUUGAAAAGAAGCAAGAUAGAAGCAAAGAUAGAUCUGUGAGCCCAAAGAAGACUGGAAGUCCAAUUCGAUUGGAGAACAGUGUAAGUAAAAGUAAUCAAAAACAAAACAGGGGUAGGUCAACCAGUCCACAGAAAACUCACACAAGAGAAGAUAGACAUGCAUCAGACAUUUUUAAGGAUGGAAGAACAGACAAAGGAGGAAGAGUAAUUAAUGCAGGAAAACAUGAACAGCACGAGUAUUCAAAUCAAAAGAAUGGUAGACCAGAAAAUGUAAGAACAGAAGAUGCCUACUACCAUGUAAAACCUGAGAAAACUGAUAGACAUAUCUCAGAAAAAAAAGAUUUUGUGCAACAAAAAUCAUCAUCAGGUGAAACAAGCAGGCAUCUUAUUAAGCAUAAUGACAAAUCAAAAGCUGCAUCUGUAGAAGAAAAUAAAAAUGAGUUAAAGCAAUGUAUUUCCAACACAAAAGAAAGUGUGAAGAAAACAGAAGGACAUGUUACAGAAAAUACACAUAUAGCAACCACAGAACCAGAGGGUUGCUCUAGAAGAGAGCAUAAAGAAAAAGAGAAGGAAAGGACUAACAGAAAUCAACAAGUAAAUGAAACCAAAGAUGACAGAAAGAGAAUACCUCAAGAUGCCGAGCCCAUUGCAUCUGCAACAAGGACACCCAUUGUUCCAGGACCAUGGAAAGUUCCAAAUAAAAACAAAGUUGCAGACUCCUUGUCUGGCACGCAUCAAUAAUUUCUGGAUAAAAGCUGACCUUUUCAGACCAGAUGCAGUGAUAUUCUUACCUUGCAGCUCUGCAAAUAUUUCUGAAAGUUUUGAUUUGUUUGAAAAAGUUGCUUAGUAUCUCACUUGCAUGAAGGAGGUAACUCAUUUUAGUGAACAAUAUGAGCUACAGAAGAGGUUUGUUUCACUACAACUCAUUUACUGUUCAAGUAAUAUUUCCAAUGCAAACAGUUUAAAUAUGGUCUAUACUAUUAUGCUUAAAUAUGAUUUGAAACUGUGAUAACAUACUUGGUGAAAUCAUAGUCAUGCCAUGUCAACUGUGCCUUUUAAAACAUGUUUGCAUUAAAAAGAGCAUGUUGCAUGUUUAUAUCAAAAGUAUUUUAAAUGCUGUUAUUCAGCUUCUACAUAAUAGAACAAUAACUUCUUGAUAUUUUGUUAACUUAUAAACCUGCAUUUUUUUUUUGGGGGGGGGUGGAUAAUAAGCAAACCAAUGUAACUUUUUUCAUACUUUAUAUGGUAUACAUAACUAAUGGAUGCUAGUAAAUUCAAAAUAUUUUGAAAUAUUUUAUAAUUCA
Molecule: messenger RNA, 7062 nt
Organism: Protopterus annectens (West African lungfish)
Lineage: Eukaryota; Metazoa; Chordata; Ceratodontiformes; Protopteridae
Gene: MAGI3
Product: membrane associated guanylate kinase, WW and PDZ domain containing 3
Exons: 22
Coding region: 2063-6499 (1478 amino acids)
Biological process (GO): signal transduction
Cellular component (GO): cytoplasm
Molecular function (GO): protein binding
Source: RefSeq, a predicted model, not a curated record